Messenger RNA from Ornithorhynchus anatinus (platypus), 11553 nucleotides. RefSeq names its product PPARG coactivator 1 beta (gene PPARGC1B). The transcript has 12 exons. Gene Ontology annotation, cellular component: nucleus. The record is from RefSeq and is a predicted model, not a curated record. Gene Ontology annotation, molecular function: transcription factor binding; RNA binding. Bases 1 to 3210 code for a protein of 1069 amino acids. NCBI's taxonomy places the organism in Eukaryota, Metazoa, Chordata, Mammalia, Monotremata, Ornithorhynchidae. Gene Ontology annotation, biological process: positive regulation of transcription by RNA polymerase II.
AUGGUGGCGGCGGGCGGGGUGAUGGUGGCGACGACUCACGUCGGAGUUGAGGAGCGGGAAGAACGGGGUGGGCGUCUGGGAUUGGUGGUCCGGUUGCUCCAGGCGAAGGAGAGGCCUCCGUGUCUCUAUCUCUCUGUCUCCCUCCUGUCCGGGCAGUAUGGAGUGUCCGGCGAGGAGCAGCUUUACUCCGACUUCCCUGAGAUUGACUUAUCCCAGCUGGACGCCGGCGACUUGGACACCACCAGCUGCUUCAGCGAACUGCAGUGGGGCCCCGACCACUCGGACAACGAGUCCAGCCAGUACAGCACCGAGGACUCGGAACUUUUCCAGAUCAUAGGCGGCGAAAACGAAGCCUUCCUGGCAGCUCUGACCAAGACGUUGGACGACAUCCAGGAAGAUGAGAUCGGCCUGGCUGUCUUGGGCGCUCUGGAAGACGGGGACCCUGCCUGCCUGGCCUCCGCCUCGGCCGAACCUUCGCACCCUCCCGCCGCCCCGACUCCUGCGAGCACCCUGCCCCCAGCCCCCGAGCUCGAUGACCUGUCUCUACUACAGAAGUUACUCCUCUCUCCGUCCCAAACAGCUCCGAGCUGCGAAGAUCAAAGGGAGGGGAGCUCCCGGCGGCAGGGAAGUCUUAAAUCCAAAUCCCAAAGACCUUGCACAAAGGCGGACAGUAACCAGGACAGGAAGCCCGCUUUUCUCCCGCCUCAGAGUCGGAGCUGCACCGAGCUGCACAAGCAUCUCACCUCAGCUCCGUGCUGUCCCCGGGCGAAGGCUAAAUCCCCGGAUAGGGGCAGGCAGCAGAGGCAGCGGUCCCCGCCGCCCCCCCCACCCCCCCCACCGCUGAGUCCCGAGGAAGAGAGCGAUGCCAGUGAGGACUGUCCGAGCCCCAGCUCCCAGUUCGGGUGCGAGCGGGAGAUGCGUGCUGUGGUGGAGCUGAUCCGCUACAUGCACACCUACUGCCUCCCGCCGCGGAAGCUGCCCUCCCGGGACCCGGACCCCCAUCGCCAGCAGCCCCGGGACGCCCCUUUGAAGAGAGCCAAGUCGGACUGUCCCCUGCGGCGGCCGGCCUGCCCGGCUCGGGAGGCCCCGGGUGACCGGCGGCCCAAGCCCACCUGGUCGGAGUUCUCCAUCCUGAGGGAGCUCCUGGCCAAAGACCUCUUCUGCGAUGUCAGCAAGCCCUAUCGACUAGCCAAGCCCAUCUACGCCUCCCUGGCUGCCGGCGCCCGGCCCCUCCGGCCCGCCGGCCAGGGCGACGAGGGGCCCGCCGAGGACGGGGCCUGUGGGGCGAGAGCUCAGGCGGCGGACCCCCGGCUCGCCCUCCGGCUCCCGGACGUGCCGUUCAGAGAGAGAGCCAGUAGCCCGCUGGAGGAGGAAGAGGAAGAUGAGGAGGAGGAGGAGGAGGAAGAGGAGGAGGACGGAGAGGACGACGGAGAGGAGGAAGAGGAGGAAGCUGUGGCGAGGAAGCCCACAAGGGGUGCCCCGCUGCCGGUGGGGCCCAAGCUGGGGAGAAAGCCGGAGAGCUCCAUCUUCGCCGUCCGGCGCUCCAAGAGGCUGAACCCCGAGUUGAGCCAGUGGCUCUCCUUCCUGGACGAGGGCCCCUCCGAACCGUCCGCCCCAGGCCAGGCGGAGCCCCCCACGGCGCCGGGCCUGGUCCCCUCGAGCUACGACGCGGAGGUGGAGGUGGACGGCGGGGAGGAGGCAGACAACGGCAGCCUCCAGCUCCUCCCCGGGGGACUCCGGAUCCCGGCUCUGGAGAGCCCCAGUGAGAGCGGGGGAGGGGAGACCGACGAGGACCAGAUCUACAGUCGGUUUCACCCCGGGGAAAAUCCCAGAUGUCUCACGCUGGCCCUGUCCCAAAAUGACCCUUCUUUCGGGAAGAAGAGCUUCGAGCAGGUGCUGACUGUCGAGCUGUGUGGCACAGCAGGUCUCACGCCCCCGACCACGCCGCCGUACAAGCCCACGGAGGAGGACCCGUUCAAGCCGGACAUCGACCACAGGCCCAUCAAGGAAGAGGCUCCCACCCCCCCUCCCCUGGGGGAGCCACCCAGCGGGACUCUCCGUGCCGCCGACUCCGCGGCGGCCCCCACGAAGCCCCCGAAGAAGCACCCGGCCCGGAGCGAGCUCCUGGCCCACCUGACCCGAGCCGCCCUGCACUCGUCCCAGGUCGGUCAGAAGAGGCCCUUCUCCCGCUCCUUCGGGGACCACGACUACUGCCAGGUCCUCAGACCCGAGGGCUCCUUUCAGCGGAAAGUGCUGCGGUCCUGGGAGCCGUCCCCGGCCCGCCCGGGGACUGGACGGCCCCAGGAGGCCCCCCGGCCCGAGGCCCGGGCCCGGGGCGGCCGCGGCGCCCCGGAGACGGCGGAGGACAGUAAGCAGCUGAGAGACCACGAGAUCCGAGCCAGCUUGACCAAACACUUCGGUUUCUUGGAUAGCGCCCUAGAGGACGAAGACCUGGCCGGCUGCAAGAGCCCGGGAUACGACACGGUGUUCGAGGACAGCAGCAGCGACAGUGGCUUUCUCCUAGAGGAGGAGGAGGACGACGACGAGGAGGAGGACGACGGGGAAGAGGAGGACGACGAGGAGGAGGAGGAGGACGAGGACCAAGACAUGUACGCGAGCCCCCCUCAGUCUCAGCACUGCCUGCGCCGGACCCCCGCGAGCAGAGCCGGUCUGCAUCACUGCCCCCGGAGCCGAUCCAGUUCCGGAUCUUCGUGCUGCAGGUCUAGGUCUCCCGCCAACCGGAGGGCUUUCAGGUGUGAGAACCAAGAACCGUGCCCGGACAGAAACGGAAGCCGAAGGCAGGCCGAGAAGAGGAGAGAAAAGGCCAUCGGAGAAGGCCGGGUGGUGUGUGUUAGGAACCUGUCCAGCAACAUGAGCUCAAGUGAGUUGAAGAGGCGCUUCGAAGUGUUCGGGGAGAUCGUGGAGUGUCGAGUGCUGACCAGAAAUAACAGCGGGGAGAAGUGGGGCUUCAUCACCUACCGCUGUUCGGAACACGCCGCCCUGUCUCUGAAGAAGGGCGCCUCGCUGAGGAAGCGGAAUGAGCCCUCCUUCCAGUUGAGCUAUGGUGGGCUCAGGCACUUCUUUUGGACCAGAUGCACUGAGUUGGAUUCCAAUGCAGAAGAGCCCUCCCCAGCGUCCGUGAAAAACAAGUAUGAGGCCAUGGAUUUCGACAGCUUACUAAAGGAGGCCCAGCGCAGCCUGCAUCGAUAACAGCCUUAACCUUCGAGGAAUACCUCAAUACCUCAGUCAAGGCCCUUCCAAUAUGUUUACGUUUUCAAAGAAAUUAUUAAGUAUAUGAAAAGAAAAAAAAAGAGACUGCUGUCCCUUUAAAUCAAUGUUUACAUUGAACAAAAGCUGCUUCUGUCUGUGAGUUUCCAUGGUGUUAAUGUUCCACUGCCACACUUUAAUACCCUUGCUUCUGAUUGGUUGUUUUGGGGCGUACCUGUAAGCCUUGUCACCCUAUUCUCGCUCCCCCCGGGUCCCUCCUUCACGACACCCCUUCCUUCCCUUCCCCUCGCGCCCCCGCCACUCCUCCUCCCCUCCCGCCGUCCCUCCCGGCACCACCCUCCGAUCCCCCCUUCCGUCGUGGAGUCGCAGCCGUGUUCACCAUACCGUUUUUUUGGUCCGUAGCGUGUGAUGAUGAAACUGUCGGUUGUGAAUAGAAUCAGGAUUAUAAACUAAUUUUUAAUAGAAGAAAAAAGUAUAUACUUAAAAAAUAAUGUAUUUAUGGCUCAGAUGUACUGUACUUCAGAUUUAUUGUACUGCUUCCUUGAUUUUUAACUAUGCACUGUAAUGAGGUGUUUGCCACUGCGCAGAUAGCAUCCGCCUAGUAGGGUGUCCUCAGAUCAUCAGGAAGCUGCUUUUAUCCCUUCAGUGCUCGGCGAUGGAGCAUUUCAGGCCUCCUCGGGGGAGCGGGUGGGCCCUCUUGCCAAAGCCACGCUCCCUGCCGGUCUGCCGGGGUCACCCGGUUUCCGCCGUAGGAAUCGACCGCCGGGCCGGCCCACGCCCACCGUCCCUUGUGAGCCCGACCCCGGGGGCGGUUCCCCCCCCGGGAAUCUCCCCCCCCCCCGGCCAACCCCCCGUGGCUGAGGAGAGGGCCGGGGGCGAGUGUAACCGAGGCGGGCCUCCCGAGGCCUUGCCGACGACACGGUGUCGGCGCUUUCUCUGGUGACGGUUGGGUGUUAUAACGGUUGGUUGCUCUGUAAGGAAUUCGUUCGGGGCAAGAGAGGCCGCCCCGGGUAGCGGUGACCCCCAGACGGUUGACUGUCGGGGCCCUCUCCGGAUUCAUUCAUUCAUUCAAUAGUAUUUGUCGAGCGUUUACUAUGUGCAGAACACUGUACCAAGCGCUUGGAAUGUACAAUUCGGCAACAAUUCUCAGAUUCUCAGACGGGGGCUAACAUCGUCCGGCUGUUCCCGGCUCUCCCUGCGCCUCCCUGCCCCAAAUCGGACGCUGGGGCUCCCUGAGUGUCCAGAGGUGGGAUGCUGCCCUCGGCCAACUCUGUACCCUUUCCUCUAGUUUUUGCUCCCAGAAUAAAAACGUCACAGCCUGCAUCUGUAGCUCUUCUCCGAGCCUCACGGGGUCGAGGAUGCCAGUAGCUCUUCUUUCCAUUUCUGUUCAUCAGAGGGCCCCCUCUUCAUUUCUUCUUCAUCUUCCCCCUCAUUCUCUCCAAAAUCUCGGGCCUCUCAAAGAGCGGCAAAUCCCAAAUGGCCACAGCAGUACCAUUGGCCCGAGCCCCUCAGGAAAGCCUUGUCGCUAAUUCCGCUGAUCCGGAGGAAGGGACGCCUUGUACAGGGACGGCCUAGACUUAGGUUUAAGUGAAAGGAAAAAGCAGGAGGCCCUUGAGGGAUUUCAACCCCUCAUCUAUCCCGAACUCCACGGGAGCUAAACUCACAGAUAUCAGCUCCAACCCUUUCGGGCAUAGAGAGAUGAUUUCGGGAGUGUUUUAGGUGGCUUAGAGGGUACAGCGCUCAGAGAGUGAACCCAAAGUCCCGUGGUUACGCAGCCACGUGAAACCUCCGGCCCCGCAGGAAAAAGCGAUGGUGUUUGUUUGGUUCCCAGGUCACAGGGGCACGAGGGUGAACCUGGACCGUCGUUGGCAGCGAUCUCCCUUUCAGCCAUGGGAGAUUGCCAAGGCACGGAAGGUACGCUGCUCCGGUGUUUACGCGGUAGGGGUGAAGAGGUGCUAGAGUCGGAGGGAAAGCUAUCAGACCUGUCAAAGGAGUCUGAUGACCAACAUUUAGCCUGCUUAAUUAUCGGACCCUGGACUGUGGCACUCUGACUUUUCCCGGGGGAGGGAAUCGGAGCACAUUCUUUGCCAAGCGAUAGGACGUCUGCUCCGCGAUUACCCUUUUUCCCGGGGCUGUUCUUGGGUAGAGAUUUCUGAUAACAGCGGGUCUUACAGAUGAGGCUCCCCUUCUGGCCUAUGAUGUCUGGGAAGCAGCUGGGAUCCCAGACGUUCCCAAGAGCCUCCCCCUCCCUCGGACCACAGGCCAGCAAAGCCUAGGGGUCUGCCGGGGGCACGCAAGUAUCCCCGGCUGAGGUUUGCACGUCCAGGCCCCUCCAUCUCGUACACCUCUGCCUCCAGUUGCGUUCGUAGUUAGCUGUGGGCGCCUCCAGGUUCUUUCGGUCGGCAACGGCCCCCCUCCUCUCCCUAAACCCCAGGACGGCAGUGUGGGUGGGAGGCGUUCUCUGGCAACCGGGGGCUCAGCCGGCCUCGGCAGCCCAACACCGAUGGAGAACUCCAGGGUUUCAUCCGCCGAUGGCUUCCCUAAGUCACAAGGCCACAGCGGGGUCUGGAACGGUUGGAUAUUUUAGCUCCGGUACACCCGACCUCUCUAAUUCCCAUGUAACGGUCGAGGAAAGCAGGAAGAUCGGAAGCCUUUGCCAGACAGGAAGUCCGGCAGCCUAGUCUCCCGAACUCUUAGUUCAGUGUUCUGCAAGCAGUAAAGCGCUCAAUACGUACCACGGAUUGAUUGAUCGUUAGCCCGGAACAGAGCGUCACUGACACAUUUUGUUGGCAGGUGGAUCGGAGGCAGGGAAAGAACCAAGGAAAGAUUCCUGUCGAGCAUGAACCGUAACGACUCGUUGCUAACCGCUCUAAUAGCCACUGCAGACUUGUUUUUACCUAGAGAUUCAACCACUCAGAAGCAAUAGUCUAGAGUAGCCUUAAGCUUGCUAUGGAGGCUCACCUGCUCGUGGUCGAAGCAGUUUAUCUGCUGGACCCCCAGAUAAUUUUCCCUAGGGUAUCCCUUUAACACCAUUCUGUGUCCUCUCUCCCGGUUCUGGAAACAGAAUCCCCAAAGCAAGUAGUUCUUGGGGACGGGAUAUAGGGAUGUGUUCAAAUCUGGAUCCUGAGUCUGUGUACUUGCCAUGGUGAAAAGCCAUACUGGAGUUUCAGUGGGAGGCAGGUGGGAGGAAGCCCAGCUCAUACCUGUAGGAAGACAAAAGAAAUCUUUUGCUCCAUGGUUGCCACCUGUUGGGUUUGACCUAGUUUGACUGGGGAAGGCUCAUCCUGUGCCUGGAACUCUGCCCUGGAUCAUCACGGGUGCCUCCGGUGACUCUUCACCACGUGCCAAAUAGCCCCAUCUGGGACCCGGUGUAUCCGACCCUGUCCACGACUUUCAGAGGAAGAGGAGGCCAUCCUGACUUUUGCCUGGGCCUCCGUUCCCUGAUCCCGGCAAUGUUCGGUGCCCAUACCUUACCUGGCAUCUAGUAAGCGCUUAACAAAUACCAUAAUUAUUAUUAUUAUCAGAGAAGUGCAGCGCCUGGAUCCCGGGAGGUUAGUUCAAUUCCAGAGGAUUCCGAAACCCUCUAGAGGGGUAGGUUUGGGAAAACCCUGUCCCCGGGUGGCACCUGGAGUCUAAAGAAGAGAAUACUAUACCACUAGUGAGAGAACCGGAGAAUCCAGCCUCGGGUGGAAACGCUGGAUGCGUUAUGAUGGUUUUAGCGCCGUUCAGAGCAGAUGAGCUCAAAUCCCAGUUUUAAGGUGACUUCAUUUCUCCCAUUUAAGCUGCCGGGCUUUAGAUCCGGGACGCACACGCCCUUCCCCGCCCCCCGCCAACCAUCUCAUGGAGUGUAUUUCCGUUUUUUACUGCUUGAUUGUGUAGGGCACAUGCGAGCUCGUAGCAUGGUAGCUACCGCUUAGUAUCCGUUCACUUUGCGACGGUGGACGAUUUAACAAGUUACAAGGGUAGGGCCCUCGGGCCUUUCCGAUGACCAGCCAUAGAAUCAUCGGUCUCCAAAUGGUGUCCUUCAAAAUAACUCCUCAGUCUGUACAAGCGUAUCGUCAUGUGUUUUAACCAAGCUGUGCAAAUUGCGUUACAGCACCUUGACCGGACCUAGAUCCUCCAGUUGGAAAGCCAUGAUCUCUGCUAAAGGCUUUCUUGACCUGUAAACCAAGAUGCCCCAAGAGUACCUGCUAAUCCCGUGUGAGAAACUGACUUUGGCAAUCACCUCAUCGUAGCUUUGCCUUUUUCGGUCCUAGUAUUUCCUCACAACAAUGAUGUUUACAUGUGAUUGCUAUACAGCUAUACCGUAGAAUGUGUAUAUAGCGACACAAUUAGGGUGGGUCGUACUGUCUGUGCUGUGCUGAUGUUUUCAGAAAAACGAUCAAAUUGCUAAGUGGAAUUCUUCCAUCUCCUUCCUCAGUACCAGGCUGAAUCAAAGCUCUCGCUUGGGCUUUGGUUGCAGAAGGAAAAUGCAUCAAAACGCUUAAGGAUGUGAAUGGGUUGAAUGCAGCUAAGGAUCCUGGUCCCUAGAAGGUCUCCUUUGGUCUGAAUUGCUCAUUCACUUCAGAAACACCGGUCCUCUAUACGGGCUUUUCCAUCUCACCGUGCUUUUCGGAGGCUGGACUUUUCGCUGUGGCCCAAGGUUAUCAGCAGAAUGACCGUCCUUCACGCCAGGGGAAAGAACGUCCGUAAUUCCGAGAGCCAAUCAGUACUGGAAUCCUAGGAUAGGAAGAGAUGCAAUAAGUGGUCUUUAUAUUGCCCGACGCCUAUAAUAUAUUAAGGGGAGAGAUUUCUCCGAGACUUAUGCAAUACGCACGGGGUGUCCGAGACGCGCUCACGCCGCGUCUCCCGAGGGAGGGGCGUUGUGGUCGGCGGGCCGCGGAGGGGGUGGCUCGGUGGCCAAAACUCUGGGACUGCUGGAUUUUUACGGGAGGGUCGGUGGUUUGGAAUGUGAUUUGCAUUCAGCCGUGGCCGGUACUCGAGGCUCGACUCGCUGGCUUUCGAGAACGGGAUGUUAUUAAAACUGUGAAGCACAUCUGCCCAUAUUUACUUCCAUCGUAUCACUCGGGUGGGACGGAGAAGCUCCUCGCUCUAUUUUUGUAAGCCAGCUUUUAGAUUCGGUCCUUCGCUUGAAGGACUCCGUUACCGGGUGACCCUGGAGAAGGGACGGGAAGUGGAUUCGGAAAAGAUACUUUAACGGUUCCCUUGGCCGAAGAGCUGUCUGUCUGUGCCCUACUUGUGAGAAAAGAUAGAUUUGAUAAGAUCGGUGCGAUAGGCCGAAUCGAGGUCCGGGCUCUUGACGGUGGUGCCACAGAGAGGAGGUCGACUCGAGUGCAGCCAGUUAAACGGUAUUACGGUUUAGCCCUGGGGAGAUUAUUAAGGGCCUGUGUAAAAGACCGUAAGAGAAUCGCAAAUCGUGCCGGCGUCAGCCGAACGUUUUAUAGUUUGGACUCGGGGUCCCCACCCCUUGGUUUAAUCCUUUCGGUCAAGACCGGUUCUUUAACGUUCGUGGGAAAACAGAUGGGGCCAGAUGAGCUCUUUUUCCUCACGCUAAAGUAAUAAGGCUCUCACGGGGGCCCACUACCCAGGGGUGGUGAGGGGGCAACUGCCCACAGGAGCUGCGUGAUCUGCAUGUACUUCCGGCCUCGCUCAACCCAGGGCUCCCACAAGACCGGAGAGUCGAUGUCGGAAAGACUCAAAAGGUCAGCUUCCUGGCGUGUUUGCCUUCUGGAGCCUGUCCCCUCCCGAGUCCCGCCCCCGCUAAAAUCAGGGCUCAACAUGGAACGUUUGGCCCCUAUAUUCAAUCGUAUUUAUUGAGCCCUUACUGUGUGCACAGCAUUGUACUAAGCGCUUGGAAUGUACAAUUGGGCAACAGAUGGAGACAAUCCCCGCCCAACAACGGGCUCACAGUCUAAACAGUCUAUUUCCAUCCCCGUCAGCACUUCCAGUCCGAGUUGGUCAUUUACAAAAGUGAAAACUCCCUCCAACGCCUGUUGGAGUGAUUCUGGGGGGUGAAGAUCAGAAAGGGGACUCGAUCGUGUUUAUUGAGCGCUUAGGGUGUGCAGAGCACUGUACUAAGCGCUUGGGAGAGUACAAUAUAAUAGAUUUCUUAGACAUGUUCCCUGCCCACCAUGAGUUUGCAGUCUAGAGGAAGAGGAUUCAGGGUGAGAAAGCAGGGAUUGGAAUCUUUUAUUUUGAGGUGAUCUUUUAGAAAAGAAACCCGAGUGUGGCACUUUAUAAAACCCUAUACAAAACUCUAGAAUCGGAUAGCGAUGAAUUUUAUAAAAUAAUCUAAUCCCGAUGCCUCAUAGUACCAACUGCGUGGAUGCGUAGAAAAAGUGGUUGGCGCAACACUUCAUGUGAAGCGGGGACAGCCCCCAGAGAGUACCCGGCUCGCUUUGAAACAAACUAGUUCCACAUGCUUCGUUGAUCGACCUUUCCUCGGCUGAUGCGUAGUUCAAGCCAUAGUGAGAGGGUAAAAACUUGAACCCAUUUUUCUUGAAUCAGUUCACCUUCAUCUCGUGGGAGGAGGUCCAAGCGAGCUAGCUAAAGCCGGACAGGAUGAACCCGACUGAAAAAUCACCUUGGCAAUUUUACGGAUCUGCUGAGAAGGCCUCAUCGGGGAAGGUCCUGGGCACGGCCUACAGCGUAUUUUGGAAACUUGGAAUUCACUUCUGUGAAGGAGGUGUAAACCUGUGAUUGUUUACCAAUCUGAAUAUUUAUUAUGUGCACCUGCCCUCAUGUGUUUGAUUCAUCUCUCCUGAAGAGGACUAGAGGUGUUCUCUGGGGAGAUCCUUCGGUUUUUUAACCACUUGCCUGAAAGAUGGAAAAGAUGGAGCUUCAUGUUUUUGGGGUUUUGUAAGAGUAGGUCUGAGCUUGACCUGCCCUCGGGCAUCUCUUUCCUUCCUAGCGCUCUUAGAGGAACUCUUGAAGGGAAUUGAAAUUAAGGGAAGAGAUGACGGUUCCCGGACCCAAAGUCUUUUCCGUGUUCAGCCCCGCACAGCGUGGCUGCUCAAUAAAGAUGCCGCCGAUCAGCUGUGAUGGGGGAGGGAUAAAGUUUUUAUAGUGAACUAGAUUUCAAAUGCUUUGCCUAUCAGGAAUUAAGUCAUAAAAUCCCCAUGCUCGCCAGCCUGGGCUGCUCAAGUAUUUGUUUUGUUCGAAAAGGAGUCUGUCCUUGGGAAUCUGAGAAUGUCUUAGGUGGGCUUGGGAGCUGGUUUUCUGUGGAAUUUAUUCCUAGAAGGAACACAUCCCUCCAAAACACCAGCUGAGAAACCCCAAACCCAGCCCCCCACCUUCUUCUGCCGUUAGUGCAACACUACGGACCCUGGUUGUGAGCACUCUCUUAAGGACACCAGGCCUUUUUUACCGACCCUGCUUUCUUUAGCACCUUUGUUUCUUCAUUGCUCUGCAAUCUGAAUGAAGCAUCCCCUGUAGAUGGGCCUUAAUCCUCGGUUCUCGCCGUGGCAGCCCGACCUUGACAAUCUUGAGCAAUACGUAGCCGAGGUUAGCCUUCCAGUUUCCCAGUGUUACUGCUGUUCACCAAAAUUCUGGAAUCUGGCCCUGGCUAAGGAAGAACAGCUUUUACUUCCCCAAGUGGUACUGUAAGGGGCAUUAUUUAUUAAGGAGCUAAACAAGGUAAAUACAGCAUGGGGUGGGGUGUGUGUGUGAGAGAGAGAGAGAGAGAGAGAGAGAGACAAAGAGUGUGUGUGUGUGUGUGAGUAAAUGUGAAAAAUUAAAUUGAUGCAUUUCUUGAGAAAGGUGCAAGAAUUUCACCUAUAAAAGGGACACAUCUGCUUUGUUAUUUAUACAAAAAAGCUAAAUUUAAAUUUUUUUAAGGACACCAGUAAUAAUUGAGAAUCGAGUUUUUAGUUUUGCUUUUUUUUAAUUGGUAGAGGGUUUUUAUAUUUUACUUAAUUUUUCCAUAUGUUCCGUUGUGUCCUUAUUUAUAUGCUAUACUUUAACCUUAAACGGCCUAGGUGUCUAUGCCGGUUUCUGUUAUUAUUUUUAUUUUAUUUCCGGUGUGAUUUACCUGUCUACCUUCGAAACGAGAAAAUGUUUUCUUGUAUUUUUACAUUGUCAGAUUCUAUAGUUUCGUAGAUAAUUUAACCAAAUCGCUCUGUGUAUUAUCCCGUGAGCAUAAAGUUCUAUUUUAACUUCUGUAAAUACUUCGGAACUGGCUUCUCUUUUCAGACUCCCGCCUGGAGUUACUUGUUUACAUCACAAAGACUGUAGAAUCUCUACGCUCAUGUACUGUAAAUAGUGAAGUGAUCUGCCUAAAAAUAAACUAUAACAAAUAUACUAUAAAGUAAAAAGGAAAACUCUACA